AUGGCCAUGCUUCGCGCGUUCCAUCGUGGGUCAAGGGUCAACCACAUAUUGGCCGGCUAUAGCUAUCGUCGCUAUGCCAAGGAUGUCAAGUUCGGACCCGAGGUCCGCGCCAUGAUGCUGCAAGGCGUCGAUGUCCUGGCCGAUGCCGUGGCCGUGACCAUGGGCCCCAAGGGACGCAACGUCAUCAUCGAACAGAGCUGGGGCUCGCCGAAGAUCACCAAGGACGGCGUGACUGUGGCCAAGUCCAUCUCAUUGAAGGACAAGUUCAUGAACAUUGGCGCCAAGCUGGUCCAGGAUGUGGCCAACAACACAAACGAAGAGGCUGGCGAUGGCACCACCACCGCCACGGUGCUGGCCCGUGCCAUUGCCAAGGAGGGCUUCGAGAAGAUCUCGCGUGGCGCCAAUCCCGUGGAGAUCCGUCGCGGUGUCAUGCUGGCCAUCGACACCGUCAAGGAGAACCUCAAGAAGAUGUCGCGUCCGGUGAACUCCCCCGAGGAGAUCUGCCAGGUGGCCACAAUCUCGGCGAACGGCGACCAGUCGGUGGGCAAUCUCAUCAGCGAGGCCAUCAAGAAGGUGGGCCGCGACGGAGUCAUCACCGUCAAGGAUGGCAAGACCCUCAACGACGAACUGGAGGUCAUCGAGGGCAUGAAGUUCGACCGUGGCUACAUAUCGCCGUACUUCAUCAAUUCCUCCAAGGGAGCCAAGGUGGAGUUCCAGGACUCCCUUUUGCUGUUCUGCGAGAAGAAGGUCAAGACCACGCAGAGCAUUCUGCCCGCUUUGGAGCUGGCCAAUGCUCAGCGCAAGCCUUUGGUCAUAAUCGCGGAAGAUGUGGAGGGCGAAGCCCUCAGCACCAUGGUCCUGAAUCGCCUCAAGUCCGGCCUUCAGGUCUGCGCCGUCAAGGCCCCCGGUUUCGGGGACAAUCGAAAGGAAACAAUAGAGGACAUGGCCAUUGCCACGGGCGGCAUCGUCUUCGGCGAUGAGGCGAAUCUCGUUCGCCUCGAGGAUGUCAAGUUGAGCGAUUUCGGACGUGUCGGCGAGGUGGUCGUCACCAAGGACGACACCAUGCUACUGAAGGGCUUGGGCCAGCGUCCCUUGAUCGAUCGCCGCAUUGAGAACUUACGGGAGGCCAUCGCGGAGACCAAGUCCUCCUACGAGAAGGAGAAAUUCCAGGAGCGCCUGGCCCGUCUCUCGUCGGGCGUGGCCCUGUUGCGUGUCGGCGGCUCUAGCGAUGUGGAGGUUAACGAAAAGAAAGACCGUGUUAACGAUGCUCUGAACGCCACCCGGGCUGCUGUCGAGGAGGGCAUCGUGCCCGGAGGUGGCACCGCUCUCCUACGCUGCAUCAGCCGCCUGAACGACAUCAAGGGAGCCAAUGAGGACCAAAAUAUGGGAAUCGAAAUCAUUCGUCGUGCCUUGCGUAUGCCGUGCCUCACGAUUGCUAAGAAUGCUGGCGUCGACGGGGCCAUGGUGGUGGCCAAAGUGGAGAUCCUCGACGGCGACUAUGGCUACGAUGCGCUGAAGGGGGAGUACGCCAAUAUGAUCGAGCGUGGCAUCAUCGAUCCCACCAAGGUGGUGCGCACAGCCAUCACGGAUGCCGCUGGUGUGGCUUCGCUCUUGACUACCGCAGAGGCCGUGGUCACCGAACUGCCCCUCGAAGACGCUGGAGCUGCCGCCAUGGGUGGCAUGGGAGGGAUGGGAGGCAUGGGAGGCAUGGGAGGCCUCGGUGGCAUGAUGUAAUAGACACAAACAAAACACUACAGUACGCAGACGCUACACUACGGGCAACACACUGAACUACACUACAUUUGGUGCUAAACAAGUCUAGAACGUAACUACACUACGCUACAAGAACAUCUACUCUAUGCCAACAAAACAGUUGUUAAACGGGUUUAAUCGGCAGACAUUUACACUGUUAUACACAAAACCAAUUGCACACUUCAAUAUUGCAUUAUUCGUCGUUCUUUCGUGAUAUUAUAUAUGGAUAAUAUACAUACACACACGCACACUAAACGUUAGUUAGGCAGACUGUAUUUCCUCCCCCUAAAAAACAAUACUUACACCUUUUACUUGGCCCAAUAACCGGCUGUUCGAAACGCGUGCCAAACAGCUACAACCAAUGCUCGGAUACACAUACAUAUUACGGCGCAAUCACUCCGUGACAUAAUGGUGGUUUCCAACACGAUCGACUCUGUUUAGUUUGGAAAGUACAAUGCAACUUUAGCUCACAUAUUACGCAACUAACACUAAUACACUAUCAUAAACAUUUUGUUGUUCAA
Molecule: messenger RNA, 2273 nt
Organism: Drosophila pseudoobscura
Lineage: Eukaryota; Metazoa; Arthropoda; Insecta; Diptera; Drosophilidae
Gene: Hsp60C
Product: Heat shock protein 60C
Exons: 1
Coding region: 1-1734 (577 amino acids)
Biological process (GO): apoptotic mitochondrial changes; protein refolding; mitochondrial unfolded protein response
Cellular component (GO): mitochondrial matrix; mitochondrial inner membrane
Molecular function (GO): ATP binding; protein-folding chaperone binding; ATP-dependent protein folding chaperone
Source: RefSeq, a predicted model, not a curated record